AAGCGCCCCUCUUUCUUCUCUCCUCUUCUCCUUCUCUUUCUCUCUCCUCUUCUUCGUUCUCUGUUCUCCUCCUUUCGCAGCUCUUCUCUUUCCUCUUCUCCUUCUAUUUGUUUCUUUCUUCUCUUUUACAAGUAAAGGGAUUAUAAUUAAAGAAAUUGAUGAAUGUUGAUGGAAAUGAUAAAUAAUUAGGUAGAAAUAUAAAUUUGUACUACUAAGGAUGGGAUCAAGCUCGGUCCAUAUGUAUAUGUAUGCACACCUACCCCUCGUGCCAUUGCAAGUGUAUCUGUGUAUGAAUGUACAUACCUUAGAAAUAGUAGUAAGCUCAACAACAUAAACACUUAGCAUAAGAUUAAACUAGAUGUUUAAGCGGACUAUGUAUCUUAAUUACGUUGUAAUUUCAAUAAUAGCUUCUUUUUAUGCUUUAUAACAUAACGAAUACAAAUGCACAUAAUUGUUUUAGAGAAAAAAGUAUUUCACCAACAAAUGAAAACUCCUAAACAUCGAAUAGGAGAAAUAGAUUCAUUCAACCCGACUUUACCAUUUAUAUGUGAAAUUACACACAUUCCAUAUUCUAAAAAAUAAUUAAAAACAUGCUAGGUUUCCUUAAAAAUGCCUAAAGUCAUUUAUCUUGCAUUUCUACGUAUUGAACACUUUCUUCCUCUCACGAAACAUAAGAAGUGGACCCCACCUAUAAAAAUAACGUAGUUUAGCUACGUAUGAAUUAAAGUUGUGAAAGCAUUGCAUUAAAGUUGUAGCACUACUUCAUACGAGUAGAUGAUUUUGGACGUAACAAAUAUAUAUACCACAUUUCUGACAUUUGCACCAUAACCUUUGUUAACUUACUACGCAUUUUUAUUCCUUUUGAUGAUCUUAUUUAUACGCCUUCUUAUCAAAUAUCAAACAAAAUAUAUUUCAUUUCAUAUACAAUAUGCGUGGUAACAAGAUGAUAUCUUCCAUGUCAAUGGCAAAUGCGAGCCUUUUAAUGGCAAUCUCAGCUAUCAUUUGGGCUGCCUUUAACAGUGAUGUGGUGUCAAACAUCCGUCCACCACCACAAGAAACACGCUCAAUUACAACGGAUUCUCAUAGUUCCACCACUCCUCAGCAGGUACAUAUCUCCAUGGUGGGAAGAGACCAUAUGAGAAUAUCAUGGAUAACUAAAAAACCAGCUCCAUCUAAAGUAGAGUAUGGCAUGUCAUCUGCAGAAUAUGAUAGUUAUGCCAUUGGAAGUUGUACAAGUUAUAGAUAUUUCCUCUACAAGUCUGGCCAUAUCCACGAGGUAGUCAUUGGCCCCCUCAACCCUAAUACGGUUUAUUAUUAUCGUUGUAGUGGUCAUUCGUCUCGCGAGUUCAAUUUUAAGACUACACCACCUCAGUUGCCCCUCAAAUUUAUUGUUAUAGGUGAUUUAGGACAGACAAAGUGGACAGAAUCAACACUCCAACACAUAUCACAAGUAGAGUACGAUAUGCUCUUACUACCGGGAGACUUAUCCUAUGCAGACUUUUGGCAACCAUAUUGGGACUCAUUUGGCCGCCUCGUGGAAACUUUGGCUAGCCAAAGGCCUUGGAUGGUGACCAUUGGCAACCACGAGGUUGAAAAGAUACCGAUAAUCCAUCCAACUCCCUUUACCUCCUACAAUGCUCGAUGGCACAUGCCUUUCGAGGAGAGUGAGUCUCCCUCGAACCUAUAUUAUUCCUUUGAUGUGGCAAGUGAGGUUCAUGUCAUCAUGCUUGGGUCCUAUACCGACUUUGAUCAAGGCUCGAGCCAAUAUACAUGGCUUGAGGGUGACUUGAAGAAAGUCAACAGAAAGAAGACAUCGUGGGUUAUUGUGGUUUUGCACACGCCAUGGUACAAUUCCAACAUGGCUCACGUCGGAGAGUAUGAAUCAGUGGAUAUGAGAAAGGCCAUGGAACAAUUACUCUAUGAUGCAAGGGUUGAUAUUGUUUUUGCUGGGCAUGUGCAUGCUUAUGAAAGAUUUACUAUAGGGGAUGGAGGCAAUCGAGAAGGACUAGCCAGAAAAUUUAUGGAUCCAAAGCCAGAGAUCUCCAUUUACAGAGAAGCAAGUUUUGGGCAUGGACAAUUACAAGUUGUCAACUCAACCCAUGCUCAGUGGACAUGGCAUAGAAAUGAGGAUAAUCUGCCUAAAGCAGCUGAUUCAGUUUGGUUGACCAGCCUUAUUUCUGAUCUAGAUUGUAAACCACAGUAAUUAGGUUAGAUGUAUAUAAGAUCAAAGAUAAAUUGUUGCACAUAUUAAAUAUGUUUCAUAUUUGAUUUAAUUUGAUUUGUUUGUGUAUAUAUAUAUAUAUAUAUGAAGCUAACUUGUUAAAAAGGUAUUUGUGAUUA
Messenger RNA from Chenopodium quinoa (quinoa), 2340 nucleotides. RefSeq names its product probable purple acid phosphatase 20. The transcript is spliced from 5 exons. Gene Ontology annotation, molecular function: acid phosphatase activity; metal ion binding. NCBI's taxonomy places the organism in Eukaryota, Viridiplantae, Streptophyta, Magnoliopsida, Caryophyllales, Amaranthaceae. Bases 929 to 2203 code for a protein of 424 amino acids. The record is from RefSeq and is a predicted model, not a curated record.